Molecule: messenger RNA, 2865 nt
Organism: Acanthaster planci (crown-of-thorns starfish)
Lineage: Eukaryota; Metazoa; Echinodermata; Asteroidea; Valvatida; Acanthasteridae
Gene: cox15
Product: cytochrome c oxidase assembly homolog COX15
Biological process (GO): heme A biosynthetic process
Cellular component (GO): mitochondrial inner membrane
Molecular function (GO): oxidoreductase activity, acting on NAD(P)H, heme protein as acceptor
Source: RefSeq, a predicted model, not a curated record
AUAUCACCUGGCUGCGCUGUGUGUGCACGCGAAGGGGCAGGUUGUAAUACCUGACUACUAGCUACGUAAGAAUAUCAAGGUCAAGCCUGGGCCGAAUGUACUUCACUGAGCAACAAAAUCCGUAAAUUUUGCCCAAGAGGAGAAUCAAAAUGGUGCUGGGAGCUGCUUGGAGGAGCUCUUUGAUCUUAAAUUUUAACCAGCAAAUUCUGAUUCAGGGAUUUUCGAGCCGGUUCUGCGGUCGAUUUCCCAGCGUGUGUAAACUUGCCCGCAGUGACUUGCAUGUUAGACACACAGCGUCAUCAGCACUGACCUGUUCCAGUAGACUAAGACUGGGGCUUCUCACACAGUUGAGCCACUUUGUUAAAACGUCACAGCUGGCUAGACUACAUGUACGUACCCGCCCAUUAAAGGUCCAAAGAGGACUUCAGCAUGUUAGUCGACGCUUUCAGAGCAGUGGGAUAGCAGACGCUGGGGCUGCUCAACAGGCCCAAACCAUUCCAGCACACGCCCAGAAGAUUGUUGGCUGGUGGUUGAUGGGAUGCUGUGGCAUGGUGGUUGGUGCAGUGGUGCUUGGAGGAGUGACUAGGUUAACAGAAUCGGGCUUGUCAAUGACUGACUGGCACCUGAUCAAAGGAAUGAAACCUCCCCGGACCCAAGAGGAAUGGCAGGCCGAGUUUGACAGAUACAAGCAAUUCCCGGAAUACAAAUAUGUGCACCAUGACAUCACACUAGAUGAGUUCAAGUGGAUCUGGCGCAUGGAGUACGGCCAUCGCAUGUGGGGGCGUGCCAUCGGCCUGGUGUUUCUCUUUCCGGCGGUAUACUUCUGGAAGAAGGGUUGGUUUACCAAGGCCAUGAAGCCCAGGGUUCUCAUCUAUGGAUCACUGCUGUUAUUCCAGGGUCUGUUGGGCUGGUACAUGGUGAAGAGUGGUCUGAAGGAGCCAGAGCCAACAGACAUGCCCCGGGUCAGUCAGUACAGGCUAGCCAGCCACCUGGGCUCGGCCUUUGCCCUCUACUCCCUGAUGCUGUGGAGUGGCCUGUCGCAUCUCCUGCAGUACAGGCCUAUUGCUGACAGCCGGUAUUUGCCACUACUAAGGAAGUGUGCACACGGAACCAUGGCUUUGGUCUUUUUCACAGCUUUAUCAGGUGCCUUUGUGGCUGGGCUCGAUGCUGGCCUGGUCUAUAACUCUUUCCCUAAGAUGGCUGAUAAGUGGGUGCCAGAUGACAUCAUGGCUAUCGAGCCGAAAUACAAGAAUGUCUUUGAGAAUCCGACAACAGUACAGUUUGAUCAUCGCAUCCUGGGUACGACAACUGCCUUAGCUGUGGCAGGACUGUGGCUGCUGGCUCGCAAGGUGCCACUUCCAGCAAGAGCCAAUCUAGCUGUGAAUUGCAUGCUGGCAAUGGGUGCUGCACAAAUAACCCUCGGUAUCUGCACCCUGCUGUACUUUGUGCCCACCAAGUUGGCUGCAGCUCACCAGUCUGGGUCCCUCACGCUGUUGACCCUUGCAUUAUGGUUUGCUCACGAAAUCAGAAAGGUUCCCAAGUGAUCUUAAAUACUAAGUAGAUGGUUGUGUUGUAGGCAAUCUUAAGUUGUAAUACACAGUGUAGUUGUACAGAAUCAUGUAAGCAAUACCCUUCAUGCUGUGUUGGACACCUUAUGGUGUGCCAUGUCUAGAACAGUGUCAAAAUGUUACCAUCUGGUUAAUAUAAAUUCUAGUUUGAUCAUGCCCUGUCAGAGUAUUUGUUUUUCUCUGUGUUUUGUUUACUUUCACCCUAGCUUACUACAUCUUCCAGAGCCCUUCAACAAUUACAUGUAAAAAUGAUGCACAUGUAUUAGGAGCAGGGUUAUUGGUGCGAUUUAACCUUGGAACUGUCCAGAGCUAACUUGGACAUCCCAGCUGCCCGUUUUUAACUGCAGGGUCAACUGAAUCGGCCAAAAGUGAUCGUGGGAAGUGAAACCAUGUGACUUUAUUAAAAUGGCUUACAUCACUGAGAAGCAACCAGAAAUUAAUGUUGAUGUCCUACCUUUACAUUACUGUACCCCACUGCCUUGUUUUCUGGCAAGGUAACCAUGCAUCAGGUGAAAUAGUCGUUUACAUUUCAGAUAUGGUGGUAGGCCUUCCCAUGUUAAGGAGUCAGUUUCCCUUGUUGGGAAAGCUUGAAUCAUGUUGCAGGCACAAGAAUUUUUCCCCAAAACAUCCAUGUCAACUCGUGUAUAGUCCCUAUAACGUGGUCAUCAAUAUGUGUGUCUUGUUAAGGACUGAAUAACCUCACAUUAGUACUGUGUACAUGUAUUUGCAUCCUUUCAAAUAUCAACAAGCUGAAUCUACAUUCCACUGUAGUAAAACAAAAUUGCAUUGUGGAGCAACCUCGUGCCUGACUUCAGUGUGUUAACAGGCUCUUAGGUUUUCCCAGCACCUCUUACACAAUCCAGCCCACAACUAACAAGCAAAAAACCCCAACUGUGAAUUACAUCUGUUACUGUUCAUUUGAUGUCCCUUUCAUCUCAUAGAACAUGGGAUAAGAUUGACAGUUUUUUCACAUGUAAUUCAUUUAUACCAUUUUUCCUGACUUUUGAGGCCCUCUUGAAGUGUACCAGUAUAUUCAUAUAAUGCAAACUGUGGGACAGAGUGAACCCACCCCUCCCUUCUUUGUGUUGGUCAUUGUUAUACUGGUAUCUAAGGAAUUCUUUUCAGACAUUUAGGGGGGAUGUGUUUAAGUGACAAUAAGCUGGAGUGUGUAUAGUGAUUGGACUUGGUGGGGUACCCCUCUGUCCUAUUUCGUACGUAGUAUAACUAUAUCGUGCAUGUAGGUCAGUAACUUUUUUUACAAAACAAAUUGAAACUUCAAUAAAAAAAAAUCAAAUUA